Cryptomeria japonica (Japanese cedar) is the source of this 4066-nucleotide messenger RNA. RefSeq names its product disease resistance protein Roq1-like. Gene Ontology annotation, molecular function: ADP binding. The coding region runs from base 277 to 3927 and encodes 1216 amino acids. The record is from RefSeq and is a predicted model, not a curated record. The transcript is spliced from 5 exons. NCBI's taxonomy places the organism in Eukaryota, Viridiplantae, Streptophyta, Pinopsida, Cupressales, Cupressaceae. Gene Ontology annotation, biological process: signal transduction; defense response.
UUCUUCUAUAUCUACAAGACCGGGCAAUGACUUUUGCCUUUGUUGACCCGGCGACUGUUUUCACCCUUUUCUUGGGUAUUGCGAGGCAAUACCACAAUAAUGGGGAAGCACAGAGCGCCUUAACCAUUGGUUUAUUUCUCCAUACUUUGUUACCUGUUGAAGUACUGAAUUGCUUGUUUUCCAACGAUAUCUAUUCCCUCUCCUUCUACUCUUGCUUACAAUUUCCAUUCUUGAUUGAUUUACUUGCUUUUUCAGCAGAAAAUCAAUUUUCUGUUAAUGGCUUCCACUUCAACAUCUGGUCGAGGAGAUCAGGAACAAGAUCCAUUUUUGGCACUCGAGCCUCCCAGCAAAAAGAUCAGAUCCUCCUUGACUGCAAAACAGUUUGACGUAUUCAUCAAUCAUCGAGGCCCAGACACCAAAAUUAAUCUGGCUAAGCCGCUCUACGAUUCUCUACAGCAAGCUGGGAUCCAGGCAUAUCUAGAUCAACUAGAGACUGAACCGGGAGAUUAUUUUCAUUGUGCCAUAAAGAAUGCUAUAUUCUCUGCCACAGUGCACAUAGCCAUCUUGUCACCGCAAUAUGCAGAGUCUGCUUGGUGCUUAGCUGAACUAGCUUUGAUGUUCCAAACCAAAGCAAGAAUUAUUCCCCUGUUUUACCAUGUUGAGCCUUCAGAUUUCCGCUAUAUCAAAAAUGGAGUGGCAGAUGCAUUUUCCAAACACGAAGAGAAGGGCAGAUAUCCCCGUCAUGACAUUCAGCAGUGGAAAGAUUGCCUGCAGAACGUUUCAGGGAUCAUGGGCUACGAACUCAAUGGACAUAAUGAUGACCUGAAUAAGCUGUAUGAUGACAUCAAGUCCGCUGUAAUUAAGGAGAAGCAAAAAAGAAAAAUUCCUUUUCAAGUUGCAAAGUAUGAGGUGGGACUUGAUGAGCUUGUGAAAGAUUUCCACAUCCAUUGCCAGAUAAAUGGGAAGAUGAGAGAUAAAAUAAUUGGCAUCUUUGGAAUGGGAGGGUCUGGCAAGACCACUCUCGCCAAAUAUUUGUUCAAUAGCAAACAUUCAGAAUUUAGUAAAUCAACUAUUCUGUUUGAUGUGCGGGAAAACCAUGUCCAAGGUAAGCUGACUUCUCUGCAAAGAGAGCUUCUCAAUGAUCUGGAAGGACAAAAUAAUCAGCACAAUUUUUCUAGUACAGAAGGAGGAAUUGCCUGUAUCAAGGAGUACCUUAAAAAGAGUCGAGAAUCAAAAUUCCUUGUAGUAAUAGACGAUGUUGAUCAGCAGAAGCAAUUAGAUGCCCUAUUACCUACAGAUGCCCUCAAUCCCAACAGUUUGGUGAUUGUGACGACCCGUGAUGAGAGACUUCUUAUACAGGCCGGAGUGACAGUCCGUUAUAAGAUGAAAGUAAUGAAUCCACAGCAUAGCAGAGAGCUCUUCUGCUGGCAUGCGUUUCAUAGGCAAUCUUAUAAAAGUGGAUUUGAUAAUUUGGUAGACAGCUUUGUCGAUGUGUGUGGAGGUUUACCUCUUGCUCUUCAAGUGAUGGGCGGGCAUGUUUUUGGCAGUGACAAAGUUUAUUGGAAGUUACAAUUAGAUGUUGUUAAGGAAAGACCACACAAAGACAUAAAAGACACUCUUAAAAUAAGCUAUGAUUCUCUGGAAGAGGAUCAAAAACAAAUAUUCAUGGAUAUAGCAUGCUUUUUCAUAGGGGAAAGCGUGAGCAAGUCCAUGAGUAUAUGGAAGGCUUCAGGGUGGAGAGCCGAACAUGCAAUUCAGACCCUCAAGGACAAAUGCCUUGUAGAAGUGCAAACUUGUUUUGAUGGCAUACACGCUUUUCAUAAGAGAUGCAAGUAUGAGCCAGGCUUUGUUUGGAGAAUGCAUGACCACCUCCGCGACUUGGGGAGAGAUAUGGCAGAUUAUGAAACGAGCCAUCCUCGCCGGCUCUGGCGUCCUGAAGAUCGUAUUGUUGAUAUGAGACAAAUCGAGAGAUUCCAAGACACCCUCGCUGGCUCCGAAGGAAACAGUGUCAGAUGUUACAGUGUCACGGCCGACACUAGAUCUCGCUGGCUCGAAAGGAAAUAUAAUCUGGCCGACAUUGAAAGUGAAGUUUAUGCGGGUUAUUUCAUGGAGAUUUCAAAGACAUCAACUUAUGUAAAAUGGCUUUCACUUGGCUCUACUUACGGUGGUGAUAAAUGGAUUCCUGAAUAUAUUCCUCGACAAAAUUUGCACUCCUUGGAACUUUUUGGAUUAUCACCUGCGAGAUUGUGGCAAAGGGAUGACCAGGUCCUAGUGAAGUUGAAAGAGCUAUCUUGCAGCUUUGACAUUGUCUGUACUACAGACGUCAAUGAUGAUAUGCUUAACGAACUGGUGAGUUCGUUUGGAAAGUUCAAAAAUCUGGAAAGUCUGCACCUAGUAUUUCAAAAUUUCAUAUGUUUUUCCUCAAAAUUGAAUAUUGAAUGGAAUUGGUUGCUAAAAUCUGUAAGAGAGCUUACCAAUCUAAAAGCUUUAAAGUUGGAAGGGUUUGAGGUAGAAGGGGAAAUUGCUUUAAGCAACACGGGAGAGACAACUGAUGAUCGGUUUCGUAUGAGAAGCCUUGAAGCCCUGUCUCUUUGUGAUGUACGUAACACAAGGAAGAUCUCAAUUAGCAGGCAGUUGUGUCCCAAGCUUAAAUCUCUUAAGCUUUGUUCUAUGACACAUCUAACUGAAGUGGAUUUAACAGGGGUAACCACACCGGAAUCUCUGGUGCUAUUGAAAUGUAUACAGUUGAAAAGAGUGUUGAGCAAUUAUAUGCCAGAACUUGAAAUGUUCCGCAUAAAAAGAUGUCCGGCUAUGAAAGAGCUGCCAAAUUUUGGGCGUGUUAGUUGUCUGCAGAGGAUUUAUAUUAGCCACUGUCAGAAGCUGCAGGAUAUAUCAGCUAUUGAAAGAUUGAAGGGAUUGAAGAGGAUCUGGAUUGCUUAUUGUCCAGAGCUGAAGAGUAUAAAAGCUAUUGAACAAUUGAAGGGAUUGAAGAGAAUCUGGAUUCAGGAAUGUACACAGCUGCAGGGUAUAAUUUGUCUUAAAGAAUUGAAGGAGUUGAAGAGAAUCUUCAUUGGGCAGUGUGACAGGCUGCAGGAUAUACAAGGCAUUGAAUAUUUAAAUCGCCUGGAGAGCAUUAUCAUUACUGAAUGUCCGAAGCUGCAGAAUAUAAGGGGUAUUGAAGAAUUGAAAGGAGUGAACUUGAAGGAGAUGAUCAUUGCAGUCGGUCCUAUAAUAAGUUUCGUUCAAAGGUUGCAGAGAUUGCCGUCCGAGCUUACAAUGCUAGUGGGGAGAGCGGCGUUUACAUGUCCAGAUAAAUGGAAAGAGCUCAUGUCAGAUUUAGAUAAAAUUGCAUACGUAUUGCCUGUGGAGACUGGUUUCUAUUGUUUCUCGAAUAUUGAGAAUAAAGUAAAGGAGAUGAUGGAUUUGUUUCAUAAAAAGCAACGUUCGCUCAGUAAAUUGAUCUUCUGCGCUAUGGUUUACGGAAGCAAUAUUUGCCGUUACAUAGGGAUGGAUAUUUGUAUCGGGACCAGGAUCAAGCUUAAGAGAUCCAUUGGCCUAAGCCCUGCAUCUGCCUCUUCUGGUUAUCAUGAAUCCACGAUAUAUACGUGCGUAGUUAAUGAGGGCUGGCUCUCAAAACGAGAGUCCUGGCUGCCAUCAAGAGGUCAUAUAAGGAAGUUGUUUAUAAUGGGAGUGGAGGCAGGCGAAGAAAGGAAAACCCUGCCCAUAUUGCAGACCAUAUUUGCUCAACAAUGCGUUGACAGUAUUCAUUAUUCUGAAGAUCGGCCUUUUGACCCUGGUUAUAAGAAGUAUUUUCACUCCCUUUUUAAUAAUAAUUAUCCUCCGCGCCAGGGUGUUGAUAUGGAUUAUGAAGAUUUGGCUGAGUAUGUUGAUGACGAUGAAAAAUAUGAUGGUGGUGACGAUGAUUGAAAAUGUUAAUGUAAGUUACUUCUUGUUAAAAAUUGUGUUGUUGCAAAAUGUUAGUCCCUGCUGAGACUAAUGUUUUCACUUUACAGUAAUAAUUAAUUCUGUUUUGAAUAUAAUAUCAAACAAAAUAUAAUGUUUAUUU